ACGAAAGAGUGAGGGUGUGGGCGUUCGUGUUAUUUCAGUCGGGUUACAGUUAAUUUUUCUUGUUCUUAUUUGUAUCUAUUAGUAUAUUUAUUCAUUCAUUGGUGCCAAGAGGCCGAGUCGACAUGAAGUUUGCAACGUGUUUGGUGCUACUGGCGAUCACGGCAGUGCACGGCCAGAACUGGUCAUGGGGUUCCGAUGACCCGGAUCCUGCCCCAGUAGCCCCUGCCGCCCAUAAUGCCCCCGCUGAAGAGACUUCAAGGACACCGAGGGUCACUGGGCCUCUUCAGGGGACUUCGGAGGGCAGUUCAAAAGCCCUUGAUGCCGGGGAUGAAGAACUUCACCCGAGGUUCUUCAACUUGUGUGCUAUCGGAAUUGGGUUAAAUUGUCCCCCCAAACCGCCAAAAGUUCCACAUGGAGGCCAGUACCAGCGGCCUUUCCAGUCCUCAUUCACGCCCUCACACGGCAGCCACCAGCCCAACCACUACCGCCCACCACCCUCAAAGCCUCACUACACAGCUCCACCUCCGACCCCUGCCCACUAUUACACCCCGACCCCCACCCCCCAUUACACCCCGACCCCUGUGGUGCAGCACAUUCACACCCACACCCACGUCCACCACAACCCGGGCGCUAGCGUGGGCGUAGGCGUUGGUCCCGCGCCCCAACCGCCAUAUCACAGACCUACCCAGCGCCCUUGGUACGGAGAAGAGUGCCAGUGCGUCCAUCCCUCCUUCUGCACCACCCUCGACGUCGUUCCGAGGAGCAACGACCCACAGCAAGUGGAUCCUUCGUCCCUCAUCAACCCCCGCUCUCGUCUGCCCUCCUCGGGGAUCCUCUCCAACAGCACCGAUGCCGAGGGCGAGGAGCACAGGAUCGUCUACCCGAGCACCGAAGAGGAGGAAAAGGAGUCACGGACCAAGAGGGAGCUUCUGGAAGGUUCUGUCAAUGGCUCAAGCAUCCCGGAGCGCCGAAGUUACCUGCCUGGCCUGAGCGGCUGCGGCCUCGGACUCGUGUGUUGCCGCAACCCAGUGUUCGACCCGCCCGUUGAGUGCGGUCGCCGUCACUCCGCCGGGCUCCUCGGACGCAUCAAGACCCCGAUCCUGGAGAACGGCGACACGGAAUUCGGCGAAUACCCGUGGCAAGCGGCCAUCCUGAAGGACGAGAACGGCCACAGCGUGUACGUCUGCGGCGCGACGCUCAUCGGCGCUCGCCAUGUGCUCACUGCCGCUCACUGCGUCAGUAACUUGCGGGCACGCGAGGUGAGAGUCCGCCUGGGCGAGUGGGACGUCCGCGCCAAGACCGAGUUCUUCGGCCACAUCGAACUUAGCGCCGUCAGCGCCCUCGUCCACCCACAGUAUUACGCCGGCAGCCUCAUCAAUGAUAUCGCAAUUAUCACGCUAGAACGCAACGUUGACUUCUCGGCCAACCCCCACAUCUCGCCCGUAUGUCUCCCGGACGCCUACAACAGCUACGUAGGUCAGAGGUGCCACUCCACCGGGUGGGGCAAGGACGCCUUCGGGAACGGAGGGAAGUACCAAACUAUCCUGAAGGAGGUGGAGCUGCCCAUCAUCUCCCACCACCAGUGCGAGGCAGCCCUGCAGCGCACCCGCCUCGGCCCCAACUUCUCCCUGCACAUCGGUAACCUCUGCGCCGGAGGAGAAGGAGGCAAAGACGCUUGCAAGGGCGACGGUGGAGGUCCCUUGGUGUGUGACGGUCCCCACGGCGCCGUCCAGCUGGCAGGGCUCGUGUCCUGGGGUGUAGGCUGUGGCGAGCCCGGAGUCCCAGGCGUGUACGUCGAUGUAUCCUAUUACCUUGAAUGGAUCCUAGAACACGCUAGACACUACCUAUGAGGCAUUUAAACUUUUAACACCACUACUGGCCUGGUGCCAAUAGUGCCAUAUAUUACAGAAUAAACAAAAACAAAGUUAUAUUUAUCGUAGCUGUGCAUGAGUGUUGAGAUGUGUCUCCCUUACGCUGUUGUAUAUAAUGUAAUCAUAAGUGACAUCUUCUGAAUAUAUAUUAAGAACUAA
Messenger RNA from Penaeus chinensis, 2030 nucleotides. RefSeq names its product serine protease 44-like. The transcript is spliced from 6 exons. Gene Ontology annotation, molecular function: serine-type endopeptidase activity. The coding region runs from base 123 to 1850 and encodes 575 amino acids. Gene Ontology annotation, biological process: proteolysis. NCBI's taxonomy places the organism in Eukaryota, Metazoa, Arthropoda, Malacostraca, Decapoda, Penaeidae. The record is from RefSeq and is a predicted model, not a curated record.